UGAAUCGCUACUAGUUCAAAGGUCAUACAGCAGCUGCUCAAAUGGCGCAUGUUCAUACAGAAAUGCGCCUAAAAGUUAAGUAGUUUGACCACCGUUUGACUUUUCAUCGUAGUAUUAAUUACAGAACUGAAUAUUUAUUUUAAAACAACUUAGGAAGUGUCAUUGUUUAUAGUUCGAUUUCAGUCAUGAUAGAAAUGGCAGGUCCAGAGCUGCUGUUAGACUCCAGUAUUCGCCUUUGGGUUGUUUUGCCCAUAGUCUUCAUCACAUUCUUCGUCGGUGUUUUGCGGCAUUACAUCACUAAACUGAUCCAUAAUGAGAAGAAAGUGGAUCUGCAGCAGGUGGCUGACAGCCAAGUUUUGCUGCGCAGUCGCAUAUUAAGAGAAAACGGAAAGUAUCUUCCUAAACAGUCAUUUGCCAUGAGAAAACAUUACUUCAACAACCCUGAGACUGGAUUCUUCAAGAAGGUCAAAAGAAAGGUGACGCCCAAAAACCCCAUGACAGAUCCCAGCAUGCUGACCGACAUGAUGAAAGGGAAUCUGACCAACGUGCUGCCCAUGAUUCUGAUUGGAGGAUGGAUCAACUGGGCCUUUUCUGGUUUCCUCACAACUAAAGUUCCAUUUCCUCUGACUCUGAGAUUCAAGCCCAUGUUGCAGAGAGGAAUCGAGCUGGUCUCUCUGGAUGCAUCAUGGGUCAGUUCAGCUUCAUGGUAUUUUCUCAAUGUGUUCGGGCUCAGAAGCAUGUACACCCUCAUCCUUGGACAAGACAAUGCUGCAGAUCAGUCCAGAAUUAUGCAGGAUCAGAUGACGGGGGCUGCGAUGGCGAUGCCCCCUGAUCCUAAUAAAGCAUUUAAGAGCGAGUGGGAAGCCCUGGAGAUCGUGGAGCAUAAAUGGGCCCUGGAGAACGUUGAGGAGGAACUCAUGUGUCAGGAUCUGAACUUCAGAGAACUCUAACUAAAAACCACAGUAAAAAUCAAACAUCUGAUAUGAUAUGAACCAGUGAUUGAUUAACAUGAUUCAUAUGCUGGUACUUGACGAAUACUGGAAUGAUCUUGAUGGCGUUUAGGGUGAUUUUGAACGUCUUAAAGGGACAGUUCCCCCUUACCCCCCUUACCCCCCCCCCCAAUUCUGAAACAAAUUCUGUCAUAAUUAACCCUUAUUUUUUGAAGAAUGUAGAAAACCUGUAACCAUUGAUAUCCAUAAUUGGUAAAUCAAAUACUAGGAUAGUCAAUGAUCCCCGGUUUCCAAAAUUACGAUGACAGAUUUUCACAUUUGGGUGAACUAUCCCUUUAACACCCACAUGAAUGUCUUGAAGAAUUGAAAUGAAAUAAAAGCACAGUGAAGAUCCAAAAUUACUGCCAAAGGUAUUAACAUACAGAAGUUCUCAUGUUUUAUGUCUUAGUAUUAUAUUUAUGUGUGAACUGAUGCACUGAAAACAUGUUUUAGGACAGUGUUUCUCAACCACAUUCCUGGAGGACCACCAGCACUGCAUGUUUUGGAUGUCACUUUUGUCUGUCAUACUCAUUACAGGUCUUUCAGCCUCUGCUAACGAGCUGAUGAUCUGAAUCAGGCGUGUUCGGUUAAUGAGACAUGGAAAAUGUGCAGAGCUGGUGGUCCUCCAGGAACAUGGUUGAGAAACACUGUCUGAGAAGUUAAGUGCCUUUAGGAUUUCAACUUUAUUGAAACUGUUUCUAUACAGCAUUUUCUCUUUAGCGGUCGAUUUUUAUAGCGGUUUCUUAAUGACUAGCCUUUGUUUCAAACACUGAGAUAUUAUAGCAGUAAAAUGAUUGUAGAGCAGAUGUUAUUUCGUCCUCUGUGUUCGAGAGAUGUAUUAAUAUAAUAAACAUUAUAUUGAACCCUCAGGUGAAGAGGAAAUCAA
Messenger RNA from Danio aesculapii, 1875 nucleotides. RefSeq names its product ER membrane protein complex subunit 3-like. Gene Ontology annotation, biological process: protein folding in endoplasmic reticulum. The record is from RefSeq and is a predicted model, not a curated record. NCBI's taxonomy places the organism in Eukaryota, Metazoa, Chordata, Actinopteri, Cypriniformes, Danionidae. The coding region runs from base 186 to 950 and encodes 254 amino acids. Gene Ontology annotation, cellular component: membrane; EMC complex. The transcript has 8 exons.